Sclerotinia trifoliorum is the source of this 1126-nucleotide messenger RNA. Lineage: Eukaryota; Fungi; Ascomycota; Leotiomycetes; Helotiales; Sclerotiniaceae. The record is from the annotation of a GenBank genome assembly.
GAUAAUCCGAGUUCUUCAAAGCAAACUUGCAAAGUAAAACCCCACCACAAUACCCUCCAAAAUUUCAAGCAAAAUGUCCGACCUCAAUGGAAUGGUAGACCCAAAGAUCUUUGAAGAUCUACAAACCAAGAUUGAUGAAGAUGCCGAAGUAAGAGAUCAAAUCAGAGCUAUUUUGCAAACAUUGGAGAGGCAAUGUAGGAAUGCCCAAUCAGUUUUAUCUCGAGCGCAUUCAACACCAGCUUCUCACUGUGAGUCUCCAGGCCUGCUUUCUAGUUUCCGCCGUCUAAUAUUUCAUAGUGCAGCCAGUUCUCGAGUCUGCAGAGAAAGCUAUAAAAGAGGAAGCUGAGAGUAUCCAAAAGCUUGCAAGCGUUGCUUCGAAUUAUCCAUAUUACAAGUAUGCGCUGUGGGUUCUAUGAUGAUAAACCUGGCUAACUGGUAAAUAGAUAUAAUGGAAUCUGGACAAGAGAUGUGCAGAAUGUGAUCUUUGCCAUUCUUCUCUGCGGAUGGCUUGGUGGAUUGACCAAGGACGGAAAGCCUGUUGAGUCAGGAAGACUUCUCACAAUUGAGGAAGUAGGAGAGAUUCUUCAAGGUAAUUAUUUUGCACACAUUUUUCAUGCGAAUGGCACAGCUAACAAUACAACAGUUCCAGUCAAUCUCAAAGAUCGAGACGCUUUCCACAUCAGCAUCGAAGAAUACCUCCUCUCCCUCAUCUCCUUGAUCGAAGAGCUUUCACGACUAGCUAUCAAUUCCGUUACUCUUGGAGAUUAUCAGAGACCUCUACAAAUCAGUCAAUUCGUUAAGGAUUUACAUGCGGGAUUCCAGAUCUUGAAUUUGAAGAAUGAUGUUUUGAGGAGAAGAAGUGAUGGUAUCAAAUAUAAUGUGAAAAAGAUUGAAGACAUUGUGUAUGAUCUUUCAUUGAGAAACUUGGUGGCUAGACCCGAAUCUACAUCUUGAGGGCUGGAUGAUAGGUUGAAAUAUUGCAGGAAGAUAUUUCGAUAUCAUGAUUGAAAGCUGUUAUAAAGCUAAAACUGGUCUAGAUAACGUUUCAAGGGCAGAAAGAAGUGCUGAAGGAUUACUCGAGAUUGUGUGAUGUCAUGAAGGGGUUUGGACGCUCUUACAGAUAUUA